UGCUGCAUGCACAUCACGUGCUGUGCUAAAGACUGCUGCAGCAGUUUCACACACACACACGCACAAUGGGUGUUUGCCCUGUCCUUCACCAGAAUAAUGAGACGAUCCAGAGGGAAAGACUUCAUCAUCAGAGACAUCAUUUCACUGAAUGAGCCACAGUAGUUCAUUCUCCUUGAAAGGAAAUUAAAUUAAAUCAUCCCCUCACUAUACUGUUUUACUGUUUCAGAAAAAAUGCAUCAUGAUUCAUAAUAAGCUCCAUUUUAUCCCAAAGACCACUUGUGAAAGAUAAAAGGGACAGUCCUCUUCCUCGUCUUCAUUUCCCACAUGUUUUCCUCACCACGUGACGAUCGUUCGUCUCUGUGAAGAUCAAUUCAUGUUGUGACUUCUGGCAGAUUGAAGCAUACCGUUGCAUCCAGAGUGCGUUUUCCAGUUGUGCAGAUGUAAAUAAGGAGAGAGUGGGAGAGUAAAUGUGACACACCCCCUCCCCUGCUGAUGGAUCGGCUAUCACAUGGUUUCAUUUCCUCUCCGGGACCACAGACGGGCUUUUCCGGUCAUUUUGAGCCGUGCGGGGUACACUGCGCUUGCCUGUAGGUCCCGAUGAUGGACAGGGUGGGGGGGAUACCGCUGAUCACCGAGGAUAUGUGUUACUGUCAUUAAGACGAUGCGGCUCUCCUGCGCCGGACUCUCUUCUUCUCGCUUCGGAUCUUUUGAAACCGAGCAAAGCUCACUGUGAAGACCAAUAUCCAGAUUCCCCUCAGCUCACGGACCCUUAACAUGAUGGGGGUCUCCGUCUGGAUUUCUCAGCUUGUCACCGUAGCAGCCUUGAGGAGGAGAAGCUUCAUCGCAGUUGUGUUUCUUGCUUUAUUGUUGCCAACGGCGAGAGCCAAGGGGCAGUCAUUGUUGAAGCGCCUGGAUUGCCGGACCUGCGUGUGUGCCAGCAACAUCAUCAGUUGCUCCAAGGCUGAUCUGAAGGUGGUUCCCACCAGUCUUCCAAAAUAUACGGCUGUCCUGGACCUCAGCUUCAACUCGAUCACCAGGCUUCCUGCUGAGUGGACUCCUUACAGUCUCAGCAGUCUGCACACUUUGGUACUCAGGAACAACGGCCUCAACUUCCUCUCCUCUGAGGCGUUUGUGUAUGUGUCAAAGCUCCGUUACCUGGACCUCUCCUCUAAUGGAAUCAUCCUGCUGGACGAGUUCAUCUUCGAGCCACUGGAGCACCUGGAGGUGCUGCUGCUUUAUAACAACAGCAUCUCUCAAAUAGAUCGCACUGCCUUCUCUUCCCUCAGUGCCCUGCAGAGGCUCUAUCUGAGCCAAAACCAGAUCUCACGCUUCCCCUUGGAGCUGGUGAAGGAGCGAAGUCGCCUGGAGACUCUGAGGCUUCUGGACGUUUCCUCUAACCGAAUUAAAUCCCUGUCUCUGCGUGAGCUUCAGGCCCUGCCCGCCUGGAUCAAGAACGGCCUGUACUUCCACAACAACCCCCUGACAUGCAGCUGUGAGCUGUACCAGCUUGUGGCGGAGUGGCUCCUCAAGGACCUCAGCUCAGCCACUGACUACAAGAAAAACCACACUUGCAUGAUACCAGGCCAGCAGAAGGAAAAGAUGGUCGUACUGGAUCUUAACAAGGUCUAUUUGAACUGCAGUGAAGUGAAAAUUCUGAAUGAGCAGGCUUAUCUGGAGCAGUUCUUGGUACUAGAUUGUGACACCAAGCAGAAGGACCCGGAGAAGAGAUGGGCUCUGCCAGGAAACAUUCCUCUGCCUCCAGUGAGCAAGACCGCAGUGAUGCGUCGCGACAGCAGCCUCCAGAUUGGUCCCCUGAAGGCAGAAGACUCAGGAGUCUACACCUGCUAUGCUGUAGGUGAUGCUUUCAACGAGACACUGUAUGUAACCGUAGAGGUGUUCAACUUCACCAACAGCGGAGGACUGGAGAAUCUAAAAACGGCCUACACCACCCUCGUCGGAUGUCUGGUCACCAUAGUUAUGGUUUUCAUCUACCUCUACGUCACACCCUGUCGCUGCGCUUGUUGUCCGGGACAGGACCUGGAGAAAAGCGUGGAGAGCCUCCACUCCUCGACUGUCAGCCUCCCUCAUGCGCACGAGGAGACAGGGCAAGAAAGAGUGGAGGGCCUGGGAUUCCCCUACAGACAUGUGCCCUUUCAGGACCCCAAGGAUCAGCUGGAGCAUAACGGGAGGUUGAAUCCGAUAGGUGAGGAAGAUGAGGAGUGGCAGGGGGAUGACAGGGAGAGAAGGAGGUCUGAUGCUGAGUCUGUCAGCUCUGUGUGCUCCGAUACCCCCAUGGUGGUGUAAAAGUCGGCAGCAGAGCAUGCAGGGUAAGACGGCCUAAGACGACCCGCUGCUCCUCUCAACGCUUUGAAUGUGUGCAGAAUGCAAAUGUUAGCGUCUUCCAAACAAAGCUUCAGUCAGCUCUCACAGAUAGUGGAACGGUUGCAGUAGCUUGUACUUUUGAUUAGGAAUAAACUACCCAUACAGUGUCCAAUGAAUGAAAUUAAGAAAUCAUGGCCUCUUACAUAGGAUUGAAAAUGUAAAUCUUUAUUCGACGUCACAAAUUGGUUUUGUGCAAUUAAGAGAAGUUCUUUCAGGAUAUAGCAUUGGACGCUAAGAUCAGGAGACACUGGACAGAAGCUUCUGCUUUAAGAGGAACUCAGUUUUAUGCAAAGCUGUCAUAGCUCACUUAAUUAUUACUGUAAUGUGUUCAAUAUUAUAUUUUACAUUCCUGUUUAGUUUGGCUGGCCUUUACAGAACAGGGUGCUGUGAGCAUUACGCAUGUGCAAUUUUAUCAAUUUAAUUUAUUAAAUAGAUGUGGGUGUGAUGGGUUUUUGUAUCUACAGCCUUCUGUUGGAGUUGUUAUACAUACUCCUUUAACUAAAAGUCAAAUUCAGUCGGGGAGUCGUUUUGGACUUUGAACACCAUUGUGCUUUUAUUAUAAUUUACGCUAUUUUGAUUAAAGAGAAUUAUUAUUUGUAUUACAUUUAGUUAAAAAAAAGUGUCCUAUUUUUAAUGAGAAAUUGAAAUAUGAUUAGGUUUAGAGCUAUCUGUAUUGAUCAGCGACUAGCUAGAUAUUGUAGAAGCUGACAUCUAUUUACAAUAUAAACACAGAUAUUAACACUAAUUGUUGAUUAUUUUAUAAAUACUAUAUUAUAUUUCAGCUCUUAUACAAUAAUUGUUCAUCAAAUAUUGAGAAAUAGUCAUAUUACUAUAGUCAUUUUACUAUUGGCUGAGCUUGAGUGAUCCAGAACAGUUGGGCUCCAGCAAAGUUUUUGAUUUCAAUAUCUGUAUUUUAACCAUUUGAUGACCUCAUAUGAACGACUGCAGUCACAUGUGGUUAAAUCUGGACUUGAAUCAUUGUUAUUGGCUGGACUUGAAGUUGCUAUAUUUACAUUUAGCUCUGGUGUCCUCAGAGAAAUCAGAGUUCUUGCAUGAGAAAAUAAGCAUUGUAAUAAGCUAAGACCCAUUUAAAUCCUAAACAAACAUUCCACAGAUUGUCAGAGCACUUGCUGCGGGAGUGUCUUCUGUCCUUUGAUUCGUGAGAAAUAGAAACAGAUAGAUGUAACCCUUAAAUAGUUUAUUUCUCAGUAAAAUAAUUAUUUUAGAUUCAUCUUACAAAUCCUCCCUUGGGGACCUGGUACUCAGGUGAUCCUUAAAUGUCUAUGAAGGUUCUCAAAUAUUCAAAUAAUACCUGUAAUUCGUCCAAUUAAGGCGGAUUAUCGGGUUGUUAAAAGAUGCCAGUCAGGUGAGCAUCGCCCACUGGUGUUCCAAAAUGAAAACCUAAACCACAACAAUCAUUUAGAGCUGAGGAAGCCACUUUGAUGAGUGGUAAAACGUCUUCAGGAAAAGCCCAACAUGUCCAGUUGCCUUUGUUUCGUCUGUUCUUGAGUUUUUGAGCUCCCCCUAACUGUAUCACUAAAAGGAUUCAUAAUUAUAGUAAUAAUAAAAUGCAGUUCCGGUGCAGUUAAAAUGAAAUGUGUGGGGUUCAGACUGGUGACAUGAAUGUACAUCCUGCCGUGCUGGACGGUUAAUAGCAGCCGGGAAGCAUCGCCCUCAGGGGGAAACAACUGACAGAGAGUACCAUCCAUCGAAAGCUUGUGGGCAUUAGUGCCCAACCCCGAGCAGCCAGUACCAGCCAGCCAGCAAGUGCUCUCAUAAACACGGACAGAAAUAGCAGCUCGUAGUGCAGCCAACACACAGACUCUCGUGGCCGCUUGACGUAGCCGAAAUGUAAAUAUAGAAGAAGCAGGUGUCUUAAUUUUUAGUCACAUUGCCAAAAUACCUUCACAUUAUCUGGAGGCUCGCUUAAAUGAUGUCACAAAAAAAAACAAAAAAACCAUGCGGGCCAGGAUCUAAUGCAAUUUGUUUUUUAAUUAAAUUCACUCUGGUGAUGAUAAAUGAUUGUCACGGUUUACUGAUAUAUAGAAAUUCAGGCAUUAGCAGCAAAAUGCAAGAUAGCAGAUGUAGCAGCGUGAAGUACACGUCGUUUUAUUUGGAAAGAACAAUAAUUCUUUCCCAUUUCAUGGUGCUUUUUAAAAGAUAAAUAAUAAUGCGGGUGAACCAACACCACUUAAUUUAUUAAAUGUGUCUGUGGCAUUAUAAGCUCUGAAAUUUGUCAUGAUAUAGUCUAAUACUGUUAACUAAGAGUAUACCAAUUAUAUCCUUCAAAUGGGGCCCACUACUCUUACAAUAACCAAAGACUGCGUUACAUGUUGAGAAGUCAUAACCUAAACGUUCAGUGUUUACAGUCAGUAUACCGUCAUUUGUGUGUAGCGGUCACCUUCUAUUGUAUCUCAGUGUCAUAUCACAAACCUAUAUUUUAAGAUAUGCAAUCCUGUAAAAGGAGUGAUUGUAUCCUGUUGUUUGCUGUAUCAUGUUGUUUCGUCGGCGUGUUUCAUAAACCACAAAAAUAAACAUGAGUGAAUAAUGUGAA
Molecule: messenger RNA, 4936 nt
Organism: Mugil cephalus (flathead mullet)
Lineage: Eukaryota; Metazoa; Chordata; Actinopteri; Mugiliformes; Mugilidae
Product: amphoterin-induced protein 1-like
Exons: 2
Coding region: 775-2304 (509 amino acids)
Biological process (GO): brain development
Molecular function (GO): protein binding
Source: RefSeq, a predicted model, not a curated record